AUGGAUGUUAUUUAUGAAAGAUUAAAAUUGGACAACAUUGUAUCAAAUAAUGAAGAACGUGAACAUUGUUUAAAAACCUUGAAUGAAAUAUUGCAAUCACCAGACAGAGAUUAUGAGACAUAUUUAUCAUCUCAAGCACUUGAUCAGACAAUAGUGGAAGAAAUAGGUGAAAUCGAUGCCGAUUUAUCCAUAUUAGAGAAAAAACUGAAAAAAAUUUUGGUUCAAAAUAAAGAAAUAGUCUCAACACAGAUCCUUAAUGAAACAUUAAACGAAUCUGUUUUGCAUCAAUUACAUGAAGAUUUAGAACAAUUAUGGGAAAUGGAUCCACAAAAUAUUCAAGGAAAUUCCAAUGUUAGUCCAGAAAAAAAAGAUGACCAACUGAUUUCAGUGGAUGAAUUACUGGAAACAGAUAAUACGACAAAAAUGGAUUCUCAGUCUUCCUCGAGUUCACACAAAAACAACAAACCGAAAGAUGAUUUCCAUAUUGCUUUGGAUAAACUAAGAGAACGUAUUAAUAAAAAAAAACAUAAGGAAGAAAUGCAAGAAAAUUUGACAUUUAUUUUGAUCAAUUUACAAAAUAUCACAGACCUGAUGGAAUUACCAUUUUUGACCAGAACAUGUAUCAGAACCGGUCACUACCAAGAAGCAAUCAUGGUCUUUUCUUACUGCAAAUCUUUAAAAAUGAAAUUUCCAGAUUCUGAUAUUGUAAAAGGGAUAUUUAACAAUGUUUUAAACGAGGUAAGUAAUACCAUGGCAGUGGGUUUGGUAAAAUUGCUUUCUACUAAUUUAAGUGUAAAUUCAAUCAAAAAGAUUCUAAAUUAUUUAAGUGUCAUACCACCAUUCGACGUGAAGGGUUCAAAUACCUUGUUAAAUGUAUAUUUAUCAAUGAGGUAUGAAUUUAUUCGUAAUGAAAUUCUUUCAUAUUCAUUGGAUGCACAUACAGAAAUGAAUGAUUCUCUAGUUGAAAUGAUUAUUAAAAGGAAGAUUGAAGUAGUACGAGAACAUCUCUACAGUUCUUUGAACAUAUAUUCCCAAAAUUUUAGUAUUGAAUCUAUACCUAUACUUAUUCCAUUGAUAAAAGAUAUUACUGAUAAAUUAAUUCCAUCAAAAGACAAAAAAAACAUAAAAGAUACAAGUACUGCCAACAAUAUUUUGAAAGACGAAGACAGUAGUGCUGAAAAUGAGAAUACUGAAGAACAACCUGUACAAAAUGAUAGUGAAAAAAUAUCACCAACACAAUCAAAUGCUGUAUCAGGGGACGACAAUAGAAAUGUUAAGACAAAAGAAACAAAAUAUGACAAUAUAGCAACGAAAGAUAAGGAAGAUGAAGAGGAAGAAUAUGAUCUAAUCCCACAAUUUCAAUUACAGACAAACAUGGUAGACACAAAUCCACUAAUGUUGCAGAUGGUCAGUAAAUGUAUUAAUUGUUUGUUAGAGGAAUUCAAAAAUGUCUCUACAGAAAUUCUAAACAAUUCCAUCUGUCUUCAACUAAUUUAUUGUUCCUUUAGAUUGAGUGAUUUGAACAUCAAUUAUCAUUAUUGUUUCUUAAAUAGACUUUUUGAAAGCAGGUUGUUCACUAAAGAUCAAAUAGUUCAAGCCGUUAAAAAACGUGCGGAGCUAGCUUCUAGAUAUUCUUGA
Molecule: messenger RNA, 1638 nt
Organism: Arxiozyma heterogenica
Lineage: Eukaryota; Fungi; Ascomycota; Saccharomycetes; Saccharomycetales; Saccharomycetaceae
Gene: COG8
Product: Golgi transport complex subunit COG8
Exons: 1
Coding region: 1-1638 (545 amino acids)
Biological process (GO): intra-Golgi vesicle-mediated transport; cytoplasm to vacuole targeting by the Cvt pathway
Cellular component (GO): COG complex
Source: RefSeq, a predicted model, not a curated record